Molecule: messenger RNA, 8826 nt
Organism: Porites lobata
Lineage: Eukaryota; Metazoa; Cnidaria; Anthozoa; Scleractinia; Poritidae
Source: the annotation of a GenBank genome assembly
AUGGAAGAUUUAGAACCAAUCCGUGACGCUGAGCAGAGUUCGUUCUGUGUGGAAUUGCUGAGGCGACUUCACAUGCAACGAGGAGAAAAUUAUUUGUGCGACAUUACCUUGGUGGCGAAGGAAGGGAAGGAAUUCAGAGCUCAUAGAAAUGUGCUGUCGGCGGUGAGUCCGUUUUUUGUGAAGCUUCUUAAGAGUGAUAUGAAAGAAAAAGAACAAGGAAUCAUUCGAUUUGAAGAGAUUUCGGAGUCAAUCUUAGCAGAUGUGUUGGACUUCAUCUACACUGGCAGUAUCGAAGUAAAAGAAGAAGAAACUGCAAAAGAACAGAUAAUGGCAGCGGAUUAUUUACUUCUUGUGAGUCUGAAAACCCGCUCAGGGCGGUUUCUAGAGAAAUUAUUGACCAACGAAAAUUGUAUUUCAACUCUUCGCUUUGCUCAGAAAUAUCGCUGCGAAGAACUUGUUGCAAACAGUACGAAGUUCAUUCACGACAACUUCGCAUCUGUGGCAGAAUCAGAUGAAUUCUUAAACCAAGAAGCUGAAGAGGUUGAGAAAUGGAUUUCAAGUGAAAACAUUCGUGUAGCAGCUGAAGAAGACGUGUUCAGAGUCAUACUAAAGUGGGUUGAACAGAAAAACGAGCGCAAAGCAAAAUUCGAGCAGCUGUUUCGUCACAUUCGACUGGUUUCCCUAUCGCGUGACUAUUUGCAAGUUGAUGUCGUGACGAAUGAUCUGGUGAGGGAGAGUGCCCCUUGUUUGAGGCAGGUUCUGGAUGCUAUUAAGUUCGUUAGUAGUGCAAGCGACGAAACCCUUAUGCAGGCGGCAAAAAGAAGGCUUGAAACGCACACCAUUGCUGUUCGUGGGGGGAAGAAAACUUACUGUUACCUUCCUGAGAAAAAUGAGUGGAAGCGAUUAGCAGACGGAGUAUCAGAGACCCGAGACCAAACUACGCAGAUGAUAAAAUUCCGUGAUAAUUUGUAUAGCUUUCCUCGGAGUACCUGUAACGGGAUUGAAAGAUAUGAUCCUGUUUUCAACAGCUGGGCUACAGUGAAGUUUUCUCCUCCUUUUGCAGAACACUCGUUAGCUGUUGUUAACGGACAGAUCCACGCUAUACACCGACGUUAUCGAUCAAACCCAGUGAUUACGAGGUACGAUGUAGAUUUGUGUGUCUGGCAGACUGUUUCAUCCUCUCAGGACUUCCACUACAGUGAUGACUCUUGUGUUGUUGCCUGUGGCAACUGUCUGUAUGUGCUUGGUGGUGGAUAUAGCGAUAAAGCUGGCAGAUUUGAUACAGUAGGAAAAAAAUGGGAGGAAAUUGCCUCGAUGCCAACAAGGUUGAGUGUCCCCUUUGGUGUGGCCACUCAAGAGAAGAUUUUUGUUACUAAUGGCCUAAACUGUGCAGUAUACGAGAUUUCCACUAAUGAAUGGCAAACCAUUGAAAGUUUGAAUACUCAACGCAUUCAUGGUAGCAUGGUGUACCUAAACGGAACACUAUAUGUACUAGGUGGUUUUAAUAAUCAAUUUUAUGAACGAGCCACAGAGCUCACAGUUGAAGAGUAUGAUCCCAAAGUCAAUAAGUGGAUCCUUAAGUCCUCCAUUCCUGCAGAACAGAACUCUGAGAAACAAAAACCUUCAUUUAAAGGCUGUACACUUAAACUUACCAGAGGACUGCUGAACAAACUAAACUGACACACUGCAAAUAACAGAGGGAAGAUAGCUUACUGUUACCUUCCUGAGAAAGAUGAAUGGAAGCGGCCAGGAGACAAAUUAUCAAAAACCACACUACACAGAUGAUAAAAUUCCGUGAUCAGCUGUAUAGCUUUCCUCGAAGAAGAAAUGCUGAAACAGAAAGAUAUGACACCGCUUUCAACAGCUGGACCACUUUUAAGUUACCCCUUCCAAAUAAUACAUUCUCGUUGGCUGUUGUUAAUGGGCAAAUCCAUGCUAAGGGAUUAAGUGGUGGAGUCAGUACUACGAGUCCAGCAGGCGGUACGGAUCCUGCACGGUCCCAGUGAUUGAAAGAAACAAUAUGGAGUUGUACGUGUGCCCCUAGGAGGCUCUGUCAUCCUCUGUCAACAUUCGCGUAUAAGAUGGAAGUUCAACACAGAAAACUCCCAAUGUUAGUGUUAUUUUGACUGAUUGCAACACUAGUGCAAGUACAGUGUUCUCUAAAAUCUUAGUAUUUUGUGGCUCUAAGUAGAGCAAGAGCAAUGUACUGCUUAUUUCCAUAUGCGUACGUUAGCAAUUCACCAUCUGCUUUUCUGAACUCUUGUACUUAAAACAUGCAUGAAAAGAGGUACACUUCACUGAUCAUGAUACUGCGCAACAGGAAAUCAAAUAGCACGCAGUGGUAUCAUGGUGUUACCUAAUUUCUUUACCAACCAGAUUGAUAAUGACAUGAAUUUUUUCCAAACAACGACUGAAACCAUUUAUUCUAUUGUAGUCUGUUUUGUCCGUUAGCGCGUCAGGUUUCAAUUACUUGAAGUCAUGUCAUAGGGCCAAGUCGCACUAGAGGGCAAUUUCAGAUUUGUUCUGGACAAAUCCGACUUGAAAUCGGCCAGUGACAAAAAAUUUGUCCGGACAGCUACAGUCGCACUUAAGAACAAAAUCUGUGAACAAAACACAACACCAUGCUUUUCAGCCCUCAGUUCAGUGAACUAAAAGCUUCUUUACUCCAUCUGUCCUGAGCCUUCUUGUUCUCGGCUGACGAAGAUGCACGGGGCUAAGAACAUGGGGUUGAUGGCGGCAUUAAAUCUUCGCUGAACCGGAGGGAUUCUGGCAACGAGUCAGCACUCAUGGUCGAAGAAGAUGGGCUGGGAUUUUCUCGAUCAUUAAACAUGUAAGGGCCUGGCAAAGGAUAGAUCCAUCCUGGUGGAUAUUGUGGAUAUUCGUACGGAAAAAAUGGUCGCCCGCGCCGGAAUUCAUGUUGUUGCGAAAUGAGAACGUGAUUAAUUUUACAACGAAGUCUAUAGCAUAGAGACUCUGCUACAAAUCACCUGUCAAAUCAUUUCCGAAUUAAAACACCCUUGCUAUUGUUUUCCAAAAUUUGUCUCAAUUUGGCCUGCUCCAGAGGUAGUCGACGGCAUCUUUGAAGUUUGUCCGUCUGCGACCAAAUUUUGUCCUUUGGUGAACAAACCGGUCGCACUUGGUUUUUCAUUGUGAUGACAGAUUUUUGACAUAAAUAAACAGUUUUGUCCUCUAGUGCGACUUGGCCCCUAUUUGUGAUUUUGUAUUUAGUUGCAAUUCUGACACUAAAAUUGUUUUCAUAUUGCUCCUAAACGUUCCUUUUUCAGUACUGAGGUAUGUGACUGUAUAUAAUAAAACUUCAGUUAAGAAACUCUUUAAAAAGGAUGGCAUCUUUUUCAACAAAUCGAAACAACGCUUAUGCCUUAGCUUUAACAAUUUUUGACCUGCAGUAUUAGCCCCCACAGGUUCAGUAUUACCAGCAGGAGUUCAGCCGCAAGUCUUGGAAGAGCUAGAAAAACGUCCUGGUCUGAUUUAAAUCGUCGCCGAAUUUUUCGGAAUUUUCCAAAACUAUUGUCACUGUAACGCGGGAAACCCUCAUCAGGAGUGUUUUCACAGUCAUAUAUGGUCUUGUACAUUGCUCUUGGAAGCAGCGUCUCAACGCAUCCAGGGUAUGGUGUACUAAGUAAAAUGGGCUUCUGCCGUAAUCAUUGUCACAUGAUCAAGAAAAAUGAAAAUUGGGAAGAGCGUUUUUCUCCCAAAUACGAUUUUCCGUUUCUUUUUUAGUUUUUACAUUGCUGAUGCAAUAUCAGUAAAGUUGCGGAAUAGAGCGGUAAGUCGAACAAACAUAACAUUGUCUGGAGUUAACCGGUCUUACCGGACGUUUUAUGCGCCCUCGUUGCUACGCACACCACUGGCCUCCGCUUCAGUGUUGUAGAAGAGCUGGGGAGAGGAGAAAUGUCCACUGCCCUUACAAAGCGAGGCUGAGUGCGAAAACGUUAUUGAUAUGAAAGCGAUCUUUUAUUCUCACGCAAAUAAAACUCGUUUUCAAAAGAAAGGUUUUGCACUUGCCUCGUUUUGAAAGUGAGAGGUUUUGGAACUCGGAAAUGGCCCAUUAUUGCUAGUUUUAUUGGAGCACCCAACAUGAGCCUCUGAUAGCCUGCGUAGCAAGAGUUUCCGUGCGCUUUCGAACCAACUGUCCCAGUUUAUCCUCAAUAUCCUUGAGGUUGUCUUUGCCGGAGUUCGACUGAACUCUGAGAUCCUUUAGUUCAAUUUCAUCUGCAAGAGAAAUAAAUCUUUUUACACACACGAAAAAUAAGCUAACGAAAUACAACGCGAUGGACGGUUGCCUUAAGUUGUCCUUCCUCUUUUCUUUAAACGAUGCCCCGCAUACUGACUGGAGAAUGGUUACCGUGUAGUUGUUUUAAUAAUCGUUCGUUUCAUCCCAUCUAAGUGAAACGAUUUCGGCCGAGUCUGAACUUGACUGAGAGGCCCUUAUCCACAUUUUAAAAACAGGUGUGAUUAGUCAAUCUAAUUCUUACUGUUUAAGGAGAAUUACUGAUAAAAGUCUUCCCGGGGAGAUAAUCUUGUAUAUUCGGUAGGGGUGUGUUGGAAUGUCUUGGAAAUGUUGGUUUUUGAGAAAAGGGGUAAACCCGAGUACCCGGGGAAAAACUUCUUGGGGCAAGGGAGAGAACCAACAACAAACUCAACCCCAUAUAUGCCGUUAGAGGCGGGACUUUAGCCCGAGCCACAUUAGUGCUGACCGUUCCGCGAACCUUGCUGUCCCAUCCCAAUAUGAGAUGUUUAUCAUACCCUAUUUCACACCUGAACUGCUGUUUUCAAGAGAUCGUUUCGAUCAUACCAGGUUUAACUCGCAGUACCAAAUUUGAACUCAUUUAGUGAAAAAUAUUUUUUCCUAAGGCCAGAAAAGUAGACAAAAAUAUUGAAUUGAAAUAUUCCUGUUUUACCAUUUUUCCAUAUAUUGUUUACUUCUUCAUUGUUUUUUCGUUUACAUAUUUUGCAUAGCGGAAGGUACUUGUACUGAUCCAAGUCUACAAUUGGUGAUUCGGCAAUACUUGUACUCAACAGUUUCUCGCUGUGGUCUUGCCUCUAUUUAAUAUGCUGUUUUUGGGUGGAUACAGCUCCACUUGGCAUCCGUGAAAUUUCAGUCGAUAAAAAGGAGUGAAACAUGUGCAUACGCCCUUUACUACUAACCUUCACUGUUCUCAACCCUUUUGUUUGCUUUCCACAUUGUUUUGUAAACAAGUUCACCAAUAAUCCCCAACAAUACGAGGCACAAGAAAACCCCCAUUGUGAUCAAUAGGAAACGUUGGGUGAUUUUGAUGCACCAGAGAAGAUACUCGUCGAGUCACUGUCCUGGUUAUCUAUAAGCCCGAAAUGGUCAUGAAUAGGAAUGAUUAGGGCAGUAUAACCUGUAUUCACAUCCUUAAUUACGAGCGAAUGAGGCAAAUAUGCGCCCCCGCUUUUUCGUAGCCUGUAUCCAUGUGUUAAGUGAACCAAAAUGCAAGGUAAAAACCGGUAGAAAGUGGAUGAAACGAUCCAAUAGAUUCUCAUAUGGCCACUAAUGGCCUCUAAUUUCUCUUCUUUUGGCACAAGUAGACAGCAAAACCCUCUGUGGGCUAUUUCGUCUUGCAGUGGAUAUUUCUCCUACUCAACAUCUUCUUUUGUAUUUACCUUUGAUUAGUAAAACCUGUAUUAAAUGGUUAACGCCCGUUUAAGAGGGUCUUGGCCAGGAUUUACCCUGUUUGAGCAGGGAUUUGAGACUGUGACAAUUAGCGGGAUACGGAAAAUCGGAAAAUGUUUUUCUAAAGAACUUUGCCUGUAAGGAAUCUGGCCAAUCUUUCCUUUUUCACUUGACCAAAUAAGCUCACUUUUUCCUCGACCAUGUCACAUGUACCGUUUUUUUAUGUCACUAUCUGCCACUGGUUCCCUGAAGAUGAGGGAAUCUGAAUUGAGGAGAGCUAGUUAGCUCGUACUUACUACGCCUGUAUACCUCCCUUGGCACCAAGCAGUUGUGAGCAGAGCCUCAAAAAGCUCUAAAUGAGCCCUUUGCCUCAAAUGAGUGGAAUUCCAUUUGAUCUGUCACUAAGGGAAGCCACCUCUUUAUCCAGUUUUACUGACGAAACGAGAUCUCUAGUAUAACAUACUUGUAUGUUAUUAAUAUACAAUUAUGAUUUAAGUCAUUUUAGAUUCUUAGUUUUUAUUUGAUAUACAUCUCAUUUUUUAAACUAUUACAAUUUUAUAAACUCUUAUCUUGUAAAAUAGAGAAGUGUGACGUCACGUUACCGUGGUAGAACUAUUUGUGGAUGACAACAAAACCAACGACGGCGGCGACGGCAAGGAAAACGGCAAAAAAUAAUAUGUUUAUGUUAACAAACAACAACUUUGCACUUGCAUCACGCUAUUUUGUACAUCUCUUUGCCGUCAUUAAACCACUGUGACAUGAAACCUCCUAAUUUCACGAGCCCGCUUUGCGGAAUAUAGUAGGUGAACACAACACAAAAAUUGUCGCUUUCUUUUUUUAAACUUAGAUAACAUUCGCCAAGAUUUGCCAAAUUCAAUGAAAUUGAAUAAGAUCGCUUAAGUUUAAAAUAGUGCAAAUAGACUUUUAAGUGACUUUAUCGGUUUGUUGUCAUCCAAAAAUUUUGCUACCAUGGCAACGUGACGUAACGACUUCUCCUCUCUACUUUUUAAACUUUUGAUAUGUAAAUUAUUAUAUUCUUCAAGUGAUUUUAGUCUAAGAAGACCCUCCUGUAAUCACUAGUUUAAGUGAAGUUGGCAUCUUCAAUAAGAUUAAUAUUACUCAUUCAUUCAUUUGCUCCUCAAAAUGGUCUUUUUCGAAGGUAUAUUUUUCCAUGCAUGUUCUCUUGCAGGCCUUUUUUUUGUUUUCUCAAAGUCAGCUAUCCAAUUCAGACUGUCCCUCUUAUAUUAGUGUUUUAAAAUACAUCGCGUAAAGAGGACAUAUAUUGCUGUCCUCUCAUCCGCGACGUUAUCAUUACCAUUACCUAUCAGACCUAUGAAAUCCAGAGACUAUUUGCAUUUUAACAACAAUUUAACCUUGUGAAAUUUGGAACGGUCCAUUGCCAUUGAGGUGUGAGUAUGGAUUCUUCUCGCGAGUACAGUUCUGAAGAAAAUGAUGAGGAAAUAGAAGAAGAUGAAUCCAUUUUAGAUUUAGAACCAAUCAGUGAAGCUGAACAAUCAUCGUUCUGUGUGGAAAUGAUGAAGCGACUCAACAUGCAAAGACGACAAAACUAUUUGUGCGACAUAACCUUAGUAGCGAAAGAAGGGAACGAAUUCAAGGCCCAUAGAAACGUUAUUUCAGCGGCGAGCCCGUUUUUUUCGAAGCUUCUUAAUAGCGACAUGAGAGAGAAGGAGGAAGGAGUCAUUCGGUUCGAAGAGAUUUCAGAAUCGAUUCUCGGAGUUAUUGUUAAGUUCAUUUACACGGGAAGUAUUGAGGUAAAUAGAGAAAACGCCAUGAAUCUGAUAAUUGCAGCCGACUAUUUACUGCUUGAGUCUUUGAAAGUCAUCGCCGGGCGAUUUCUAGAGAAGCAAAUGUCCAACUACAAUUGCAUUUCAACUUUGCACUUUGCCGAGAAAUAUGGGUGUCAAGAACUUGUUCUUCGCAGUACAAACUUCAUUCAAGACAACUUUACUUCCGUAGCAAUGUCAGAUGAAUUUUUAAACUUGGAUGUAGAAGAAGUUGAAAAGUGGAUUUCAAGUGAAAAUAUUUUGGUUGCAGCUGAAGAAGAUGUGUUCAGAAUAAUAGUUAACUGGGUGGAGCAAAACAAAGGCGAGCGAAAAGACAAGUUUGAGCAGCUUUUUCGUCAUGUCCGACUGGUCAUGCUUUCGCGUGACUCUUUGCUCUCUGAUGUUGUGACAAAUGAACUGGUAACAGAACAUUUUUCUUUUCUUUCAUGUGCUUCAAGGAGAAGGCUUCAAACGGAGGCCAUUGUAGUACGUGGGGGAAAGAAAACCUACUGUUACCUUCCCGAGAAAGAUGAAUGGAAGCGACUAGCAGACGGAUUAUCAGAAGACCGAGACCACACGACACAGAUAAUAAAAUUCCGUGAUCAGCUGUAUAGUUUUCCUCGGAGAAGAAAUGCUGAAACAGAAAGAUAUGACCCCGCUUUCAACAGCUGGACCACAUUAAAGUUACCCCUUCCAAAUGAUACAUUCUCGUUGGCUGUUGUUAAUGGGCAAAUCCAUGCUAUAUAUAUGUACCGACAGUUGCGUCGAGAGGCCGAUUCGGGGCCUCAUUUCCACAGACACAGCAGACGCUAUGAGUUGGUGAUUAAAAGAUACAAUGUGGAGUUGUGCACCUGGGAGACUCUGUUAUCCUCUCAGGACUCGCACUAUCAGAACGACUCUUGCAUUGUCGCCUUUGGCAACUGUCUGUAUAUUCUUGGUGGUGGAAAUAGUAAUAAAGCUGGCAGAUUUGAUACUGCGGAAAGCAAAUGGGAGAAAAUUGCGUCAAUGCCAAUUUCAGAGUUAAGUCCCUGUGGUGUUGCUACUCAAGAGAAGAUUUUUGUUACUUCUGCCCGUGGCCAGCAAUGUGAAGUGUACCAGGUUUCCACUAAUGAAUGGCAUACCAUUCCAAGUUUGAACUUUACCCGCCCAGUUGUUUCAUGUAGUUUGGUGUGUCUUAACGAAACAGUUUAUGUAGUGGGUGUUGCGUCCCAGCCAGCCGAGAUUGUAGUUAAUAGCUAUAAUCCCAAACUAAACAAGUGGAUCCAGAAGACCUCCAUACCUAUCAACAAGAGCUCUGACGAAGAAACUUAUUCAUUUCAAUGCUCAACAUUGAAACUCUCUAAAGGAUUGCUCACGAAACCAAAAAUAGUUACAAUUGGCUAG